AUGCUGCUAUCGAAUCAAGAGCCGCUCCCGAACCCCGAGUCCAUUGGAUGCAACCAAGUAUCCGUAAUUGUUAGUGCCUCCCCUCCCUUACCUCCCCGGUUGCCGGUUGCCGGGCAGCAGCCCAGCCCCCGUGGCUGCGGCCUCUACUGCCUCGCCCUAGACCAAUCCGUCAAAGACCUCCAAGACUGCCUGUUUGAGCAAGGAGCAGGCUACACCGACGUCUUCUGCCGCGACAACGGCAACGUGAACGCCUCCGCCACGGCGACGGGCAACGUCGACCCGCCCGCUUCGGCAAAGGCUAGCGUCGUUGCUUCCGGUGGUUCGGGGUCCGGGUCCGGAGGAGGUUCGUCUUCGGCGAGUGGGAGCGGGAGCAGUUCGAGCUCGACUUCGUCGGCGAAUGCGGCGGCGGCGGGUGUGCAUGUCCCUGCUGGGGUGAACACGCUUGGGCUGACUAUUGGCGCUCUGCUUCUCUCUGCUGCGACUUUCGGCGCUCUUCAGAUUUAA
Molecule: messenger RNA, 504 nt
Organism: Colletotrichum phormii
Lineage: Eukaryota; Fungi; Ascomycota; Sordariomycetes; Glomerellales; Glomerellaceae
Exons: 1
Coding region: 1-504 (167 amino acids)
Source: RefSeq, a predicted model, not a curated record